Trachemys scripta elegans is the source of this 1651-nucleotide messenger RNA. It is a transcript of the gene IMPA1, whose product is annotated as inositol monophosphatase 1. Lineage: Eukaryota; Metazoa; Chordata; Testudines; Emydidae. The coding region runs from base 125 to 961 and encodes 278 amino acids. The record is from RefSeq and is a predicted model, not a curated record. The transcript is spliced from 9 exons. Gene Ontology annotation, molecular function: inositol monophosphate 1-phosphatase activity. Gene Ontology annotation, biological process: signal transduction; phosphatidylinositol phosphate biosynthetic process; inositol metabolic process.
AAGGGCUUCCGCCCGCUGGCGCAUGCGCACUACCUCGGGCUGGUUCUGCGGGGGUCACUGACUCACCACCAGCACGGAUAAGGACCCCGGCACGGGCUGUGUGAGGUACUGUACCUAGGAUAAGAUGGCUGAUCCUUGGCAACAAUGCAUGGAUUAUGCAGUUACUUUAGCAAGAAAGGCUGGAGAGGUAGUCCGGGAAGCAUUGAAAGAGGAAAUAUCCAUUAUGGUUAAAAGCUCACCAGCAGAUCUAGUGACAGUCACUGAUCAAAAAGUGGAAAAAAUGAUUAUUUCUUCUAUAAAAGAAAAAUAUCCUUCUCACAGUUUCAUUGGAGAAGAAUCUGUUGCAGCCGGAGAAGGCAAUACCUUGACAGACAAUCCCACGUGGAUUAUUGACCCUAUUGAUGGAACUACUAACUUUGUACACAGGUUUCCAUUUGUGGCAGUUUCGAUUGGCUUUGUUGUCAACAAAAAGAUUGAAUUUGGAGUUGUAUACAGUUGUGUGGAAGACAAAAUGUACACUGGCAGGAAAGGAAAAGGUGCAUUUUGCAACGGUCAGAAGCUUCGAGUAUCAGGACAAGAAGAUAUUACAAAAUCACUUUUAGUAACAGAAAUGGGAUCUAACCGUGAACCAGAGACUUUAAAGAUAGUUCUUUCUAACAUGGAAAGGCUUCUCAGUAUUCCUGUUCAUGGGAUUAGAGCUGUUGGUACAGCAGCUGUAAAUAUGUGCCUUGUGGCAACUGGUGGAGCCGAUGCAUAUUAUGAGAUGGGCAUUCAUUGCUGGGAUAUGGCAGGAGCUGGAAUUAUCAUUACUGAAGCAGGUGGAGUGCUGCUGGAUGUAUCAGGAGGACCAUUUGAUUUGAUGUCACGAAGAAUAAUUGCUGCAAGUAGUCAAGCCAUAGGAGAGAGAAUAGCCAAAGAGCUUCAGAUAAUCCCCCUACAAAGGGACGAUGCCACAAAUUGAAUACCACAACUACACUUAAGUGUGGUAAUACUAAGUUUGUCAACAGUUGUCACAUACUCUGGGAAUUUAGAAAAUAACGUCCCAUGUAAGGUCACAUGUUGCACUUAAAUGGGUAGUAAUAUACUUCUGAAUAUAUCUUAUUACAAAUUGAUUUCUAAAUAGGGUUUUGAAAUCAGACCCAUUUGAAACUGUUAUAGAACUGGUUCUAACAAAGUUUGCGGUUUGUGUAAAUAAAACAUCAGUUUUGCUGUAAAUUUUAUUUCCUAUGUAGUAUUAUGGCUGCUUAAAUGAGUUAAAGGAAAAAAGGACACAAUCCCAUAAAAGUGAUAUUUAAAAUUUAUAUAGCACACUGGAAGAUAGAGAGCAACUAAUGCUCUAAGUCAUAUGUUACAAAGAGAAAGUUUAUUGCUCCUGGUUCCAAUUUUCUCAUGUUUUCCCCCAAUGUGAUCAAGGUUGAUUGUUGCUUAUGAGAUUUUCAUAUAAAGCCUCUAAAUUGUUACAGUGGUAUCAGUCUGUCUGGAAGUUCUCACCGGUGAAGGAAAUGUAGAAGUAGAUCACAUGAUCCCAGACCUCACUUUGGAGACAAUCACAUUUAGUUUUUGGCACACUUCAGGACACUUGUAUGUUAUCACUGUGCAAGAGUGAUUCAACAAUGAUUUCAGUUGCUAUUGCAGGGAAUAUUUAGAGAAA